CCCCGUCAUGUUAAUCAAGCGGUUUUUUUCCCCAUUCAGCACAGCUCAGAACAGGCAGCUUUCCUCACUUCAGUGUCUCCCUGCCGAGUAUGUGAGAUGGACAAUGUCUACGGCAACGCAGAAAUAGUGUUCUCUCACCUGGAGAAGAGGCAAGCGGCAGAUCUCUUCAAAGAUGGGAAAGGUGGCGCCCCCUGCAGGUGCAGCCUGGCCCUGCUAGCUGUACUCUGCCUUGCUCUGCUGGGUGGUCUUACUGCUCUGGGGAUCCUGUACGUUCAGAAAAGCAACCGAUCGGACGCCCUGGAGGAGGAGAACAGGGAACUCUCCAUCUCUCUGUCUUCUGUGGAGCAGAGGCUAGCAGGAACCGAAAGAAAGUUGGAGGAACUGCAAGUGAGACACAGAAAUGCGUCAGAAACACUCUCUGCUUAUCGAGACAUAAAGAGAAAUCUGGAGGAGCUGCAAGUCAAGCAUACAGAUCUGUUGAAAACUAUUUCCCAUUACAAUGCUAUGGACGGAUGUGCAUGCCUCACUGGAUGGAGAAUACACCAGGGAAAGUGUUACUUCUUCUCCACUGAGAAGAUGCACUGGUCUCAAAGUCAGGAGUACUGCACCUCGAAGGGGGCACAUCUGGUCGUCAUAAACAACCAACAGGAACAGAAUUUUGUGUCGUCCAGGGUUAGUGAGACGCACUGGAUUGGGCUGAGCGACCGGAACACAGAGGGACAGUGGGUCUGGGUGGACGGUACGCCUCUUGACAGAAGCGGAACCCAGUACUGGUGGUCAAAGGAGCCGGACAACUGGAUGGGCGCAGGGGACCCGUUCGGAGAAGACUGCGCAGCUCUGGGGGACCACAACGGAAACCACACUUCCUGGUUCGACGCUUCUUGUCGAAACAUGAAAAAAUUUGUCUGUGAAACUGCCACGAAUUUGAACGAAGCAGGUCCAGAAUAUCUUGUUUCGCCCUGAGGUGGCUAAUCAGUAGCCAUAUCCUCGGAACCACUUAGACUUAUGAAAAGUGUAAUAUGCUGUCAGUAUUUUAAAGUUCAUAUUUAUAUGUGUCCAUGAAAACAUCAGCAGGCUAAGCAUUUUUUGUCAGUGCAGUGGUCAUUUUUCUAAAGCUGUGCUUUCCAAUUAAAACUACUGUAUGUUAAAAUGUAUACAUUUUAAGCACAUUGAUAACAUUUCAAUUUUCGGUUUUAUACUGUGUUAGCUAUUUUACCGGUGUGCCAUUUUCAUUGUGUGCCUGUGGGUCACUCUGGAUGAGAAAGUCUGUUAAACUGAUGUUAUGUAAUUCUGGAUGUUUCCAUAAGUGUCUCUUAUAUCAUUUGUAUUUUUAGCAUUUGUUGUGUCCGCAGAUUUUGUGCUGUGGGUACUGUUUGUAAUAUCCAUAGUAAUUAAGUGCUGUAAAUGUACCUGUGGACUCCCUGAUGUGUCCUGUGGUAUAGUUUUAUAUUGGCAGUUAUGUACAAAUCAUUUUGCUUCUUUAUGAAAGUUACUGUAUGUUUUUAAAUAUGUCAAAUCUGCCCUAAACUGGAGUAUGUCCAGACUUCUUCAUGUCAGCUAAAGGUGUAAAUAAAUGAGGAGGUCACCUACA
Messenger RNA from Anguilla anguilla (European eel), 1591 nucleotides. Its product is annotated as CD209 antigen-like protein E. The transcript is spliced from 8 exons. Bases 97 to 963 code for a protein of 288 amino acids. Lineage: Eukaryota; Metazoa; Chordata; Actinopteri; Anguilliformes; Anguillidae. The record is from RefSeq and is a predicted model, not a curated record.